This is a messenger RNA of Corythoichthys intestinalis (scribbled pipefish), 1303 nucleotides long. RefSeq names its product eukaryotic translation initiation factor 3, subunit F (gene eif3f). The transcript is spliced from 7 exons. Gene Ontology annotation, molecular function: translation initiation factor binding; metallopeptidase activity; translation initiation factor activity. Gene Ontology annotation, biological process: translational initiation. NCBI's taxonomy places the organism in Eukaryota, Metazoa, Chordata, Actinopteri, Syngnathiformes, Syngnathidae. Bases 405 to 1226 code for a protein of 273 amino acids. The record is from RefSeq and is a predicted model, not a curated record. Gene Ontology annotation, cellular component: eukaryotic translation initiation factor 3 complex, eIF3m.
GCCCAACCCCUCUCGCCGCCGAGCCUUGCCUUUGGCAAAUUUUGCUUAAAUUAAUAUUUAUUCAAAAUUCAUUAAUUUGCCCACUACGCACUUUCAACGCUGCUCCAUGAAGGUUCUUCAGUGUACAAAAAAAAAAAAAGGAAAUUUACAGAGCACUCAUACGACAGGUAUACUCAUGUAACAUGAUGAAAUACAAAGCCGAAUACGACACAAGAAAUUAUGAAAAAAAGGUUUCUGUUUAUGUAUUAGCAUAACACUAAUAAUCUUAAAUUUGUACUGUUACAUAUUUUCUUGUGUCAUACACACUCCGAAGCAGGAGUUGGCGGUAUAAUGCUAAUGUGGCUAAAAUGCCAAGCAGUUAGCCGGUUCGAGAAACGAAGAAGUUCUUCUUUCCUUUUUCCAACAUGUCUGUUUUCGGGCCGGUUGUGAAGGUUCAUCCUGUCGUCCUCGCCUCCAUUUGCGACUCUUACGAGCGACGAAAUGAAGGAGCGAGUCGCGUAAUUGGCACUCUUUUGGGUACCAUUGAUAAACACUCGAUAGAAGUGACCAACUGUUUCUCUGUUCCACAUAAUGAGUCGGAAGAUGAGGUCGCCGUGGACAUGGAGUUUGCCAAGAACAUGUACGAGCUCCACAAGCGGGUCUCUCCCACUGAGGUCAUCAUCGGCUGGUACGCUACAGGCUUUGACAUCACAGAGCACUCUGUUCUCAUUCAUGAGUACUACAGCCGUGAAGCCACCAACCCGAUUCACCUGACUGCCGACACGGCCCUGCAGAGUGGCAAAAUGAACAUCCGUGCCUAUGUCAGUGCUCAGAUGGGCGUGCCCGGGAAGACGGUUGGCGUGAUGUUUACCCCACUUACGGUGAAAUACAUUUACUACGACACAGAAAGAAUUGGGGUGGACCUUCUGCAGAGAACACGCAUCACUCCCAGCCGAACCAAGGGCCUAACGUCCGACCUGGCCCAGGUGGCAAGCUCAGCUUCUCGUGUCCAGGACAUGCUGACCACUGUGCUGGCCUACAUCGAGGAUGUACUAUCUGGGAAGGCGACGGCAGACAACAGCGUGGGCCGAUUCCUAAUGGACCUGGUCAACAAGGUGCCCACCAUCUCAGCAGAGGACUUUGAAAACAUGAUUAAUUCUAACAUCAACGAUCUCCUGAUGGUGACGUACCUGUCCAACCUUACCCAAGCGCAGAUCGCCCUCAAUGAGAAGCUUGUGCUACUUUGAGGCACAGCUAUUUAAUUUUUAUAUCGAAAUUUUGUUUUCAAAUAUGAAUAAAGGCUAAAUAUUGCCGGAAUGCAUAA